Molecule: messenger RNA, 1782 nt
Organism: Ictalurus punctatus (channel catfish)
Lineage: Eukaryota; Metazoa; Chordata; Actinopteri; Siluriformes; Ictaluridae
Exons: 15
Coding region: 270-1085 (271 amino acids)
Source: RefSeq, a predicted model, not a curated record
UUAGUUCCAGUGACAUAUUUCCUCUUUUCGAAUCGUUUGCUGGGAGCUUCUGGCUUGUGUCGAGGUUUAAAUUAUUCCGUUCCUUUCUUUAUCCGUUAACAAUUUCGUUUUCAUUUCUUUUAGUUUCACUUUCCUUUCUGCUGUAGUUUCAUUUUUUUUUCGAAGAACGCUUUUGUUUUUGUUUUUUGACUAAAGACAGCAAGUGGAGUCCACCCGUGUCGGAUCCGUCUGAAUAAUAUCAAAAAAUCUUCGACAGAGAAACUGAAACUAUGCCACUGAAGAAGACAGUCGGAGGAAAAAUGGCUGCAAAAAAGAAAACGAAGGCUAAGACAGCUAGACCAAAAGUGGCUUCAAAAAAGAAAACGAAGGCUAAUACAGUCAGAGCAAAAUCAGCUUCGAGAAAGAAAACAAAGACUAAGCCAGUAGAAGUGAAUCAGGGACCAAAAAAAGGAAAAAAAGUUACAGUUCAAGGAAACAAGCCUGCACCUCCCAAAAUGAAAGCAAAUCCAAACACAGGAAUGAAGUCAACAAACAACAAACCAAAAGCUGGUGCAGUGAAAAGAGUGGUGGGACCGCAGAAGAGAAAAAAUCCUAAUCCAGCAGAAGGCCAGAAUCUAGCAAAAAAGAAGAGAAAGUCUCCAGCAUGUAAUACGCAAAGCAUGUCCGUGAUGGCUCUUCCUAAAGUCCAGCGAUCAAUUGCAUCUCCUCCGACCAUUCUUCCUGUUUGUAUGAGUCAGUUCCGAUUAAGUGAUUCACAAAAGUGCGAUAAAGGUAACGUCACGGUUCAAACAUCUGCCAGGAGCGAUUCUUGCCAGCCUUCAGGUGGCCCAAUGAAUCGAUUUAAUAACGGUGACGCGAUCAACCAAGGAGUUACUAACAAUGCUGCAGUGUGUGCACAGAGAGAUAAGAUAGACAACUCUCAAUCUGGAAGCGACAAUAUUCAAGAUGAAAACCUGUUGUUUCUAAGGAAAAACAAUGUUAAGUUAAUCGACAGGCUAAAAAAUGUCGUCGAAAUCCUUGAUCGCCUCCAAUUAACCAACGAAAAAGCAGCGAUAGUGCGAGCAGAGAAGAUCAGGAGAGGAUGAGGAAGCUUCUGGAGUUCACGACCAGCACACAUGGUGCAGAACGUCUAGUCACAGCCUUGUGGAGCUGCGCAAGCGAUGUCAUGGAAGACCUGACCAACACCAACUUGUCAUGUGUUUUGUUUAUGCUUAGGAAGAUCAACGAAUAGAUUCCAGCUCUGACGCAUCACUUCGAUUUCAUCGAUGAGUGAACGUCAACGGGUCAUAUCAUUUUUCUAAUGUUUUUAUCUAAAGUUGUUUGUUGUCUUAUUUUAUUAUUAUUAUUUUAUUUUUUUAUUUUUUUUACAUACAUGUAUUUUUCUAUACCCAAGAUGUGACUUCUGACAUGAAGUUAAAAAAAAAAGGGAAAUUUUUAUAUCAGGUUCUUAAAUAAUGUUUUUAAAGAAAUUGCUGACAAUCAAGCUCAAACUUUUUCCAUCUCAAGCAAAGUCUAUUUUAUGCAAAUAAUUUAAGCAGUGGGUCUUCUUAGACAUGUUACCUGUUUAGCUAAGUUCAAUUGAACUCUUUAUUAGUCGUACUCUAAUACGCUAAGUGAUGCACCUCCACCCACUUUUUAACAAAAGAUUAAAUAGUAAAGACAAUUUUUCACAGCCUUCUUUGCUCAUAUUUACCAAGUCUGCCAAUAUUAGUGGAGGCCACUGUAUGUAAAUAAAUAAAUAAAUUAAAUAAAUAAAUAAAUAAAUAAAACUAUACAAAAAUG